Messenger RNA from Mycena indigotica, 768 nucleotides. Its product is annotated as Proteasome subunit alpha type. The coding region runs from base 1 to 768 and encodes 255 amino acids. Gene Ontology annotation, cellular component: proteasome core complex; proteasome core complex, alpha-subunit complex. The transcript has 5 exons. Gene Ontology annotation, biological process: ubiquitin-dependent protein catabolic process. Lineage: Eukaryota; Fungi; Basidiomycota; Agaricomycetes; Agaricales; Mycenaceae. The record is from RefSeq and is a predicted model, not a curated record.
AUGGCCAGUGCCGACGGUGGUGCUUAUAGCUACUCUCUUACCGUUUUCUCGCCAAGCGGCAAACUCGUACAGAUCGAGCAUGCUCUUGCUGCAGUCGCUGGAGGUACAACAAGUCUCGGGAUCAAAGCCUCCAAUGGCAUUGUGAUUGCGACCGAGAAGAAAUCAUCCUCCAUCCUUAUUGACGACUCGAUGAUCGACAAAGUCGCGGUCAUUUGCCCUAACAUCGGGAUUGUCUAUUCGGGCAUGGGUCCUGACUUCCGAGUCCUGGUGGCCAAGGCGCGCAAGAGUGCACAAGCCUAUUGGAAAAUGUACGGAGAAUACCCUCCAACAAGGGUAUUGACCCAGGAGGUCGCGAAUGUUAUGCAACAGGCAACUCAAUCAGGUGGUGUUCGUCCCUAUGGCGUUUCACUUCUUGUCGCUGGCUGGGAUAGUUCACGCGGACCGACGCUCUACCAAGUCGAUCCCUCUGGUUCUUUCUGGGCGUGGAAAGCUAGCGCAAUCGGCAAGAAUAUGGUCAACGCAAAGACCUUCCUUGAAAAACGAUACAACGACGAUAUUAGCUUGGAAGACGCUAUUCAUACUGCGUUGUUGACAUUGAAGGAGGGUUUCGAGGGACAAAUGACGGAGAAGACGAUAGAAAUUGGCGUAAUCACCGUACCAACACCGGCGGAGCAGGAGGAGGCCAAGAUUGGAAUCGAAACAGGACGACCAAAGCCUACAUUUCGUAAGCUGACCGAGGAGGAGGUUAGGGAUUAUCUCGCAUUGUAG